UGCAGGAUUCAGGAGUGUGCUACGUACAGAGUGCAGGAUUCAGGAGUGUGUUACGUACAGAGUGCAGGAUUCAGGAGUGUGUUACAUACAGAGUGCAGGAUUCAGGAGUGCGUUACAUACAGAGUGCAGGAUUCAGGAGUGCGUUCCAUACAGAGUGCAGGAUUCAGGAGUGUGUUACAUACAGAGUGCAGGAUUCAGGAGUGUGUUACAUACAAGCGUGCAGGAUUCAGGAGUGCGUUCCAUACAGAGUGCAGGAUUCAGGAGUGUGCUAUGUACAGAGUGCAGGAUUCAGGAGUGUGCUACGUACAGAGUGCAGGAUUC
Messenger RNA from Staurois parvus, 321 nucleotides. The record is from the annotation of a GenBank genome assembly. NCBI's taxonomy places the organism in Eukaryota, Metazoa, Chordata, Amphibia, Anura, Ranidae.